AUGGACACGACAGGAUUCACUGAAAACCAACUCAUGGUCCGUGAGUCGGUCAGCCAGGUCUGCUCCAAUUUCCCCAAUACCUACUGGCAGAAUCUCGACCAAACCGAGACCGACCCCAAGGAUUUCCAUGCCGCACUAGCCAAGGACGGAUGGUUAGGCGUGGCAUUACCCGAGGAAUUUGGAGGAUCAGGCCUGGGCAUUUCAGAAGCUACUAUGAUGAUGCAGACCAUCACCGAGUCCGGCGCCGGGAUGGCGGGCGCCCAGGCCAUUCACGCCAAUAUCUACGCAACACAGCCACUGGCCAAGUUUGGCUCAGAAGAGAUGCUCAAGUCGAUACCUGAUAUCGUAUCCGGUAAGACACGGGUGUGCUUUGGCGUAACAGAACCCAACGCCGGGCUCAACACGCUCAGUCUGUCCACGGCGGCAAAGGACGUCGGUGAUGGCUACAGCAUCACGGGUCAAAAGAUCUGGAUUACCUGUGCACAGGUGGCUUCCAAGAUGAUCCUGCUAGCCCGCACCACUCCGCUUGAGGAGGUCAAGAAACCCAGCGAGGGCUUGUCCCUGUUCUUUAUCGAUCUGGAUCGUACGAAGCCCGGGUUGGAUAUGCGAAAGAUCAAGAAGAUGGGAGGCCGAGCCGUGGAUGCCAACGAAGUCUUCUUUGACAACUACGUGAUUCCAAAGAGCACUCUUAUCGGCUCCGAAGGCCAGGGCUUCAAGAUUGUGCUUCACGGGAUGAAUGCAGAGAGAUGCUUGCUGGCUGGUGAGGCCUUGGGUCUGGGAUAUGCGGCACUGGCCAAGGCAGCAGGGUACGCCAAGGAACGCGUCGUCUUCAACAGGCCUAUUGGCAUGAAUCAAGGAAUUGCCCAUCCCCUUGCCGACGCUUACAUGCGUUUGGAGGCGGCCAAGUUGGCUACAUACCACGCCGCCAGACUCUAUGACAACAGCAAAACCGGGUCUGCAGUCAGCCCGCAUGCGAUCGGGGUUGCCUGCAACAGCGCAAAAUAUCUUGCUGCCGAAGCGGCAUUUACUGCUUGUGAGCGGGCUGUUCUUACGCAUGGCGGCAUGGGCUAUGCGAUGGAAUAUGACGUGGAGCGGUGGUUCAGGGAGUGUCUUGUGCCUCGAAUCGCUCCAGUAAGUCGAGAGAUGAUUCUCAACUUUAUCUCAGAAAGGGUACUGGACUUGCCACGAAGCUAUUAA
Messenger RNA from Clonostachys byssicola, 1197 nucleotides. The record is from the annotation of a GenBank genome assembly. Lineage: Eukaryota; Fungi; Ascomycota; Sordariomycetes; Hypocreales; Bionectriaceae.